Messenger RNA from Crotalus tigris (Tiger rattlesnake), 3569 nucleotides. RefSeq names its product DnaJ heat shock protein family (Hsp40) member C18 (gene DNAJC18). NCBI's taxonomy places the organism in Eukaryota, Metazoa, Chordata, Lepidosauria, Squamata, Viperidae. Gene Ontology annotation, cellular component: endoplasmic reticulum membrane. Gene Ontology annotation, biological process: cellular response to misfolded protein. Gene Ontology annotation, molecular function: Hsp70 protein binding. The record is from RefSeq and is a predicted model, not a curated record. The transcript has 8 exons. The coding region runs from base 98 to 1189 and encodes 363 amino acids.
GCCGAACACGGGAGGACUACAUUACCCAGCCUGCAUUGUGCUCGCAUUCACGUGACCCUCCCGGCUCCUUGUUGGAUCCUUACUAGCCAGAUGGAAAAUGGCAGGACUGAGCCCCGGGGAUCGCUGGGCCGAAGCAUUAAUUGAUGAGCUGAGAAGAAAUCCACGUCCAUCGGAGGAACUAAGAAACAAUUUUGAUUGCUGUGGCUGUAGUGACUGUAUGAGAAUGAAAAAGGAACGUAUGUGUGACAAUGGAAGAAGCCAGUCAACAUUUGGGGAAGGCAGUAUGACCUACACCAAAGAACAGUUACUUGGAGUUCAAAGAAUAAAGGAGAGUAAGAAUUACUAUGAAAUUCUAGGCGUAGGAAGAGAUGCAAAAGAUGAAGAACUAAAGAAAGCUUACCGAAAACUUGCCCUUAAAUUUCAUCCUGACAAGAAUUGUGCUCCAGGAGCAACGGAUGCAUUCAAAGCAAUUGGCACAGCUUUUGCAGUUUUGAGCAACCCUGAAAAGAGAUCACAGUAUGAUCAGUUUGGAGAUAAGGAAGAUACUUUUUAUACCAAUGUGCCCAACUGCUAUAACUAUUACAGAGAAUUUGAAGCGGAUAUAACACCGGAAGAAAUAUUUAAUAUGUUUUUCGGAGGGAAUUUCCCAACAGGAAAUAUACAUAUGUUUUCCAAUUCUUCAAUGGACCCUCCAUGUUAUCCACAGCGGAACAGACAUGAGAGGACAUGGACCCAGGAUGAAGAGGAGGAAGAAAUUAGACCACAGAAUACAUACUCAGCAUUUAUCCACUUACUACCAGUCUUUAUUAUAAUAGCUGUAUCAAUAGUAACUCAGCUGAUGGCUACUAAUCCACCCUACAGCCUCUUCUUUAAAUCGUCUCUAGGGCACACUGUUAUUAGAGAAACACAAAAUCUGCAGGUGCCUUAUUAUGUGGAUAACCACUUUGAAAAUAAUUAUCAUGGAGAAGAACUUGAAGAACUUGAGAAACAUAUUGAGAAAGAUUAUAUUGAUUAUGUCCAAACUAGUUGUAGGAAAGAAAAACAACAAAAAUCAGAGUUAUCUAAUUUGGCCAAGCUAUACCGAGAUGAGCGACUGAAACAGAAAGCUGAAUCCAUAAAACUUGAGAACUGUGAAAAGCUCUCCAACCUUAUAGAGAUUCAAAGGAGUCGCCAGUUGGCAGAGGCAUGAGAGAACAACGCUGUCUGUUCUGUUGGCAGAAAUUUCCAUUAGACUCUCUUUUAUGAUGAAGAGGAAAGGCAUAGAGAGAAAAAAGCAUCCCACACGAACCACACACAGAAUCAUUAUAUUCAUGGAAACUGUAUAUGGACUGAGACAGAAGCAGCACUUGCUGUAGUGUACACAGUACAUUUCGUUUCAGGGUCCAGUAGUUUUUCAGUGUUCGUGAUUCUUCGUUUAUCUUCAUUUUGUUACAUUCUUCAUGUGAUACUUUGCCACUGUUUAAGUGCCAAGUAGGUGCUUUGCAGGAUCAUAGCCAUCAUGCUUAACUGAGCCUAUGGUUUCUCAACUUUUACCUUGCAAGACAUCAUAGAAGAGAAAAAGAUGGUGUUUCAUUUAUGUAUGUAUACACGCACAGUGCGAAUAGAUAUAUAUGCUGUACAAAACGUGCAGUUCAGUUUCAAGAGAACUUUACAGACCAGUGUCUUAAGGAUAUACUGACGUCGCAAUACAUAAAGCACUUGGAAAACCUAAAGUGCUGCAUGGAGAUUCAUUAUCUAAAAACAAUAUGAAAAAAUGGGGACAGAAGACAAAGCAGGAACUGGAGCAAUAAUACUUUAUUUGGCCAAUGGAUGAAGAUGGAUUGGUAUUCCUGUUGCCAGAUGAGAUUGUACACAAAGAAAGAAAACAGUCUUAGGUCUCUAGAGCAUGAUAUAAUGUACUCUGAGAAGCCAAAUCAGGUGGCCUCACGGAUGUCAGAAUGUGAGUUAGGUUCCAAACUUUGGCCUUGAGGAAAGUUCUAGGCAGACAAAUGGAAUUUAUUUCCAUGUAAGUAAUACAGCAUUGUGACCUAAGUUACAUUUCUGUAAGCCUAAACUUUGCUAUCAGAGCAACUUAGUCUGGUUCUUUCCAGGUGUGUUGAGAUUGAACACAUCAUUUGUUUCCCAAGCUCUGAAUGUGUGUGGAGGUGCCAUCUAAGGAAUAUGUUAUCAUAGUAUGGUGCUGGCAUUGUGUGUGCUGAAUGUUUUGUUUGGAAGGGCCUGCUAAGAUCCAAUACACAAAUUUUGGUCAAUUUGUUUGUAAAGGCCUUUUCACUGAACAACAUAAGCAAAAUGGUUGUAGCUCCAGCUACUUUCAAAUGAGGGUUGCAGCUGAAGCUUUAUGUUCCUUCAAUUAAUAUUGCUUGAUUACAAAGUCGAGAGAUAAAAUCCAUACUUUUUGUAGGGUCUGUUGGCAGGAAACAUUUGGCAUAACUUUAUUCUACAAAUAUUAAUGGGUAGCCUUUUCCAUUGGGCUAUGAUAGAACAGCAGCUACAGUGUUUGCUUCUUGUUCCUUUGUAAAACUUCUGAAUACAGGGUCGUAAAUAAUUCCCAACCAAAAGAAAAUGUAUAAUAAUCCUGUGAAAUGAUAGCUUUGAAAAAUAGCAUUAUAUCAGGCAAUCAUGAGAUUAAAGAUUUUAAUCAUUAGAUGAAAGGAGAUAAAUGUGGCCUAAUCCUGUGCUACAUUGUAACAUGAUGAAUAAUCAUAAUUACUAGGUAUGCUUAAAGAAUUUGCUCUAUCACUUUAAAAUCCAUUGUUUAUCUUUACUGUUCCUCUCACAAUUCACUUGACCCCACACAUCCCAGUGUUGCAUCCUUGCUGAAAGGUGCAGGCUUAUACAUAGAAAUAUUCUUAAGACGCCUUUCAGGACUAAAUAGUUCUCAUAGAUGAUAUCUGAUAUUAAAAUUUAUUUUGAAAGACUUCAACUGUGUUUUACAAACAUUUAUAUUGCAAAUUGCAGGAAAACCAAACUUCUGGAUUUUGAUAGCCAAAAUUAACUCUGUAUUUUGUCAUCAGCCCAUUUGACAAUAUGUCAAUCUAUAGCAGAUUUUUGCAUAAACUGGUUCAGCCUUUGUGAAAGUUUCUUUUUAAAUGUUCCUCAGAUAUGCAUGAGUUCUGAAAAAAUUCUCAUUUAUUUUCACCUCAAUUUGUUUAUUAUUUAAAUGUUUUAAGUUAUUGGUGAUAUUUAUUUCUCUGAAUGUACAUAUAUAUUGGCAAAAUGGUGAUUACAUGAUAGCAUUGAAUCAUUACUGUAUAGUUCACUUUUUUCAGAAAAUAUUUAGAUGUGUAACAUUCCAGAGGAUUAAUAAAUAAGAUGCUUUCCUUAUGUAAAGAAAAACACUUUGUCAGAGCAAUUUGUGAGUUUGAAGUAAACAGUUCUCCAUUAAUUUGACCACACUCUUCAAUAAUUUCAGUGCAUCUUGCUGUUGAAGAUUUCACCCUUGGAUUGAGAAACAAAAUUUUGUGUGUUUGUGGUGUGUGUGUUUUAUACACAAAUCAUUAAAUGUAAUGCUUUAAAAAGAAACCUAGUGGCUGUAUUGUAUGAAAAUUUUAAAAAAAUGAAAUAAAAAA